GGCCACCCCCCUUCCCGCGGACGGCUCGGCGCCCGGGCCCGGGUCGCCGCCUUGGACCCCGGCCCCGGCCAGCCCCUCUCCCAGCCCCCACGGCAGGGAGGGAGGGAAGGAGAGGGAGGGCGCCAGUGAGCGAGGGAGCCGGAGCGGGGCGCGAGCAGCCACUGGUUCGCUUGGAAACGGUUGUCACAGCAACGGGGUUUCGCUCCUCGGUAACGCGACUGUGGGGCGGCGACACCCUCUCCCAGCCCUCCCCCACCCCAUGCGGGGCCUCAGCCCCCGGGCACAGGAGGAGAGGGGAUGCGGGGACUACCCCUCUCAUGGUUGGGGCGGGGGACUUCGCCCCUCUGGCCCGUUUGGGUGUGCCUGCCUCCACAACCCGUCGAGGGUGGGGGUGGGGGUGAGCGCACCUUGGAGCAAGAUUUGGCUCCCACGUGGCUGCAAUCGUCGCAGCGGGGCCCCUGGGGUGGCAAAGGUAGGGGGGCCCUGGCAGGAAGAGGCAUGGAAGCUGGAUCCGGAUCCCGCCACCCCCACCUGCCUUUGAAAUGGCCCAACCCGAGCUGGGUACCCCAUAGAUGAUGUUUCUUACCAGGGGAGAGGACAGAAGCUCGAAUCUCUCGUCCUCCUGGCCAGGGCAUGUGCCAAAUGUGGCUGGGGCCGGUGGUGGGUCUGUACUACUCAUUCCAAGCCACCUUUCUGCAGGGAGGGGUGGGAGCAGCGUGUGCAGGGGCAGAGGAAAGGACUUUGCUGACCCGGGCCAGAUGGGAGCACCCCAGCCCAUUGUCUGGAUCACAGGUGUCCCUAUCUUAUCUGAGCACAAAGCCCAAACUGUGCUGGGUGGCAUGCAGGUUGGCCGCAGGCUGGCCAGUGCCACAUGGAGAUGCUCUGACCCAGGGAGCUCCUCUGGACAGAGAAUGGCAGCAGAGUCAGAGGAAAUGACCUCUGGCUCCCACCCAACCUCCCCUCAGUGUCAAUGUGCUGGGGAGAGAAAUGGCCCUCCAGCCAGCUCUCCUGGGUCUGACUCAGCAGAUGCCGUCCCCUACUGACCGCAGGCCUCUACCACAACCGCCACCCCUGGCUUUCCCUUCCCACCCAGGGUGGUGUCCUGGGCACCAGAAGUGACCAUUACCCUGGGCAUUGAGACGUUGGCAUAGAUGUCCAUGGAUGAGUGGUGCCCUGAGCCAGGCCCAAGUCUCCUUCCCACAGACAGUAGGCCUCUGGAAUGAUUCACAGGCCCUUUCAUUCUCUUUCUGCUUGGGGGUGAGGGCUCUGCAUCCAUUAUUCCUAAUCCUUACAACAGUUUUGCAAGGUAAGUUUAUUACCCCAUUGUAGCAUUGAAGAUUCCUGAGGCUCAGGGAGGUAGUGACUUGCCCGAGGUCACACAACCAGUCAGAGUGGAGCUAGGUUUCCAGGGCUGGUUCUGCUGGCAUCACCCCUCUGCCUGCUACACAUCUCUUGUGAGCCAGGCAGGAAAGAACUGUGGAGCUUUCUAGAGGAACAGCCUUAGCCUUCUUUCACAUUCCUCCAGUGAGCAAAUGCGGUCUUUCCUGCCUUGGUGCACCUUCUUCCAGAAAUAGCCAGAUUUUGCUCCCUGAGAUGCUCCACAGGACUGGUCUGCUGCCAGGCUGGCUCCCACCCACCCUCCCUCCAUUUUCUCUCUCUGGGGAAGACCAAGCAGUGAGGUUUGCCUCAGUAUCCUGGGAAUCUCCCAAGGUUCUAGUUCUUAGUUUUUGGCCUGAUCACAGAGCAGCUGUGGGAGAAGGAAUUUAGCAAAGAAUGACCUAUGUAGUGCUGGCCCUUGUGGGUGCUCAGUCUAGCUCAGUGGUUGGAGACCCAAAUGCCCUGAGGGCCCAGGGUGGGGAGUGCCAGGGAGCUACUGAGCUGCAGUCAACGUCACCAUGUGAGAAUGUGGACUAGGUAUAACCAGACUGUCCAAUUUUCAAGAUGAGGCAAAAAUCCAGACUUUCAUGUAAAAACUCCUGGUUUUUAAAUGUUGGCAACUAAAUAUUUUUUAAAAAAUUGAUUGUGGACCAACAAAACACAUCCAUGAACCUUGUUCAGCCUGUGAGUCACAAGCUGAGACCUCUGGCCCACAGUAAAGUGAUGGCACUUUUUGCCAGACCAUGCCAGGCUUGUGUAGAUGUAGCACCAUGGUGUGGUUUCCACAUAUGAGCCUCUUGAGGCUGCAAGAUGCUGGCAUUUGGUUUGUCACAUGCAGCUCCGUACUCUGGUCUUGAAGUAUUUUCACCUCCCUCAUCUGUUGUGUUCCUCCAUUGUGCUGCCAGGCAGGCGUCAUCAUCCCUGUCCUGCAGGUGAAGAGUCUUCAGCUCAGCCAUGAGAAUAGCUGGCAUAGGGUCACACGGACCCAGCAGGGCAGGGCAGGGAAGAAGCCGGAUUUGAACUCAGGGCUCCCCCAACAAUGCUCUGUGUGUCACACCAGGCCGCCCCUCAGAAAGAGUGGAUCCUCAUCUCCCCCUUCAUCCCCCAAUUUGUAGUCAACUCUCCUUGGAGGGACAAAUCUGAGUAUAGUAGAUACUGACCUAAGUAAGGCCUCUGUGCCCAGAAGCCUCCUGGGGCUCCUGUCUCUGUUGUCCCAUUUGCAGUUCCCCAAGCCUGGGGUUCAUGGCCCAGUACCAUGGUUAGGUCACAGAGAUGCUGCCUACAGGUACUGGUGCCAAGCUCUAGUAGCUGGCCGAGCUGGAAAGGAGGUUGUGGCCAGCUCCAUGCUUGGCUGACUUUGGCAACUGGGACAAUUCCCAUCAUUUCUCUCUGGCCUGAGUUCAUCUGUCUUGGUGUGAGAGGAGUGUAAAAAUGUCACCAGUGCCUUCUUGCCAGGACAGUGGACUUUGCAGUCACUGGACUUCACAGUGUGGGCCUAAGGCAGCCCCAGCUUCUUGUCUGUAGAAUGGGGAUGGCAGCAGCCACCCUCUGGGUGUCACUGAGAUACUGAAUACAAAGAGGCUAGCAGUGAACCUGGCAUGUGCAAGGGCACGCAGGACAUGUUAGCAGCCUCUUUCUUUUCUUUUUUUUUUUUUGCUAUAAAGCAUUUUUAACUUUCUUUUUUAUUGAAUUAUUGGAGUUACAUUAGUUAAUAAAAUUAUAUAGGUUUCAAGUGUACAAUUCUAUAAUACAUCACCUGUAUAUGUGUUCACCAUCCAAAGUCUGAUCUCCUUCUACCACCUUUUAUCCCCUGUUUACCCUCUUCUACUGGCCACUACCCCCUGCAGCCACCGACUUCCACCUCAUCCUCACUCCUCACACACACUCGGCUCCCUCUCUCCUCUGUCCCCUGGUCUGAGUCCCUGUCCCUUCACUUGAUUGGUACCUUUGGCCUCACAUGCAAGGAACCUCAUGACCCAGAACCCCAACUGCUUGGGGUCUCCUCUACCCACAGCAGAGAGUGGCAAAUGCUUCCAUGCAUAUUUCCUCUAUGAGGACAGAGAUGUAUGGUCCUCAGCUUGCUUAUAAAACAACCUGCAAGGACCAAGAGCUGGGUGAUGGCCUCUCUCUGUGACAUUUUGAGGAAUGGCUCUCAUUCCCCAGGAAUGAAUUGGAUGCAGACCCAGCUCUUGAGGCAUUCCUUGUCCCUACAGCUAAAAGACCAAAUAGGUAACCGGACACCUCCAGUCACUCCUCCAGCAAGUGGUUUUUUAGCUACUGUGAACCAGGUGAUAAGGACAGAUGCAGCCUCGGUGUUGGACAUAGGCCUAUAGAACACUGUUAUAUCAUUGGGCUUCUUAUCCAGCCUUGGAGGUGAGGUGGCUCAGGGCUGACUUGUCCCGGGAAGUGACAAGUGAGGCCGUGAAGCUGAGUAGUGAGUGCUGGGGCAAGAACAAUGAGGAUGUAUUACAGACCCCUUGGAGAGAGAAAGCAGAACUGUAGGCAGUGCAGAAUGGAGCCCUGAGAGGUAAGGCUGAAGAGAUCUUGGCUGGAGCUCAUCUCAGAGGCCAUGAGCUAGGUUAGUGGUUCUCAAAGUGUGUUCCCUGGACCAGCAAUGCCAGCACUUGCUGGGAAUUUGUUAGAAUUGCAAACUCUUAGGCCCCCAUCCCAGACCUGGGGGUGGAGCCCAGUACUCUGUUUUAACAAGCCCUCUAUGUGGCUCUGGUGCUUACUCCAGUUUGAGAGGUUCCCAUCUAACUGUGUUAAAGAGCUGGACUGUCUCCUGAGGCAGUGGGGAGUUGUUGGAGGGUUCAGGCCAGAGAGGGCCCUGGGAAAAUGGGCAAUGUGGAGAGUGGGCAGGCUGGGCAGGAACACAGCACAGAAGUAGAGACCAUGGUAAUAGGGGCCUACGUGAGAGAUGCUGGUAGCCUGGCCAAGGCAGUGGCAGGGGAACCAAAGGAAGUGGACAGAUGAAAACACACUACACUGAGGGUGAAAACAACAGGAUUUAGUGGAUAGAGUAACUGGUGGGUCCUUUGCUGAGAUAAAGGACCCAGUAGCAGAUCUUUGGGGUCUGAAGUUGGGAGCCGGGGUUCUUCAACCUACAGGGGUACAGUAGGUCCAGAAUGAGACAUCUAGGUGACCUUGGGUGUCAUUUAAUCUCUUUGAGCCAAGUGUUCUCAUCUGUCAAAUGGGAAAAGUGCUAACGGUUCUCAGGAUGACUGCGAGAACGGCCUGUGGGAUCCAGCCCUUGGGCAGGAACGCCUUGGGGACACUCACAUCUCUGCACCCCCAGCUCAGAAGCCUUGAAAAGCACUAACAUUUGUUGAGCGUCUCCAAGUCCUUUGCACAAAUUAGCUCCAUCUUCACCGUGGUCAUUGAGGAGGACACUGAGGCGACACGGAGUUCAAGAAACUCACUGCCCUGGGUCUCUCUUUUACUCCCUCCUGUGCUGCCAGUGAGCAUGUGGCCUCAGAAAACUGUGCAAUCCAAUGUGCUCACAAACUCUACAAAUAAAUCAAGAUGGAAUCCUAAAAAAAAUGUUCAAAUAACCUGCAAAAAAAGGUAAGAAACGAGAAAGAGGAAACGAAACAAAUCAUAAAAUGACAGACUUAAGGAUGAGUCCAUCUGAACGCACUACUCCUAGCACAGCCAGAGGCAGCCACAGAGCAGGGAUUUGGUGUGAACAGUCUGGAGAGGCUGGGGAAGGUCAGUGUGUACAAGAGGCUGCAGCAGGUCUGCUGGAAGCAUGACAGCGGCCCAAGGAGCAAAGAGCUUGGGGAGCCUUUGAGCAGCGUGGCCUGGUCAGGAAGUGAAUUUGGAAAGGCCUACAAGGAUGUCCUGAUGAUGAUGGAUCGAGCACCUACAAUGGGUGAGAUGAGAUGGCCUGAGAAGAUACUGGGCAGGAGCCAGGCCUCAGGCAGGGUCUCACGCACUAAAACUGAGCCUUGGUGCCAGAGGGUCAGCUCAGCUGUAAGACUUCCUCUCAUGGACACACAGUGGCCUCGUCUAAAAUGCAGCAGUGGUUCCUGCCUCCUGACUGAGGGGCCACAAUGGCACUCAGCUGGUCUUGGCCUGCCCCAGUCUGUUCUAGUGCCCAGCCAGCUGCACUGGGCUCCUGAGGGCAGGGUCUCUGUCCUUUUUUCCUGGUUAACCUGGAGCUGCCAUCAAUUUCUCCUCCACCAUGUAGCCUUUUCCCACUCUUGAGCUGUGGGCUGAGGGCCAAAAGGGCCAGGGCCUUGAUGGGAAGGAGCAGGAAGGCACAUUUUGGCGACAAGCUGGCCAGUGUCCCUGUGGCUGCCAAGUCCUCAUGUACAGGUGCACACGCACCUGGCUUUUCAUAUACAGUUCAGUUGUCAUGUAGGGAAAGGUGUUUUGACACAGACUUUGCAUUCAGACUUGGGCUAAAUCUUAGAUCCCCCCUUAUUAGCUUUGUGACUUGGAGCAAGUUCAUUUCCCUGUCUGAGCUGGUCUCAUCUAUCAGAUGGACUCCCACCCCCAUGAGAAAGUGCUGGUGAAGAUCACACAAGAUUCUGCAUGAAAAGAGCCUAGAACAAGGCCUGACACACAGUAGACAGGCCUUGGUAGCUAGUUCUAUUUCUAAAUGCAGCUAGACAUCACCUCUAGCCACAGAAGUGCCUUUUCUGACCCAGAGCUGUUCUUGCUCUGCAGGCCAAGGGGCCCCCUAGUUAGUAUCAACUUCCUCAGAGCAUUCCUGAAAAUUCCUGUGGGCUCAGGAAAAGGAGAACAACGGAUUUAUUUAACUCCCAGUGACUGGCAGCAUCGUGUUUUUAUCAGGGCUGCGUCGCCAUGGCAGCCUCAUGGCAGGGCUGUGGAGGGGGUGGGUGGAACUAUUGUUCCUGCCAUUGUCUGUUCCGGAAUGCAGGCCCAGGAUAACGGGACUGGCACAGGCACCAAGUGGCACAUGGCACAGGCAGCUGUUUCGUCUGACAAGAGCCCUCUUGGGGUGGCCUGUGCCCUGGCUCCCCCCCAGCGUACUGCCAGACCAGUCUGAGAUGGCUUGAUAUGGAGCCCCCAGGUUGGGGCUCAGGCCCACCAUGGCCCCCAAAGCUGGAUGUGUUCCUUGGACAUGUUGAGGAUAGGGGUGUCCAUGGGGCUCCUGGGAGAGGCCUCACAACAUAGCUCAGGGAGCACUCUUCCACCCCAGGCUAGGGUGUUGUAGUCAGGCUUGGAUUUAAAUUACAGCACGGCCACCUGCUAUCUUAUACAGCUAAUUGCUUCCCCCUUCCUUAUCUUUAAAAUAGGACUAAUUACAGUUACCCCAAAGGGUGGUAUAUGAAAGCCCCUGAGUAAAAGGCAUUCAAGAAGGGCUCGUUUCUGCUCUGCGGAGGUGAUGAACAGUCGCCUGCCAUCUGUCACUCUGCCGUCAGGGUCCCCUCCCACAUACCUCUUAGGAUGCCAGGUUCCCCUCCCAACCCUGGCUGUGGAGAGGAGUUGGGAGGAGAGGGGCCCGUCUGGAGUGAUGCGGGACCAGGUGGUACUAAAGACUUUUCCUCCCCUCUGGGGAAAGGGGAAGGAAUGGAGGGGAAGCGACCCAAUGUCCUGGAGCUAGAAGGGCAGGGCCAAGUGGGACUAAGCAGGAGUAGGAGGUGAAGAAACUGGGAUCUGGCGGAUGGAGGCACAUAGAAGAAAGGAAGAGGGAACAGCUCACGCUGGGAGGGUAUUCGGCGCGGACAAAGGCAGAUAGAUGCAGCGGGGACAACCCGCCCUGAGCUCGCGCUAGAGAACGGCGACCAUCGGGAGAUCGCGGUGCGGGCUGGGAUGUUCCAUGCUUUGGGCAGCCAGGGGUGGGAGCGGGUACAAGACCUAGAGCCCCUGGGGCUGCUAGACACAUGCAUAGGGCUGAAGAUAGGCGCCUGUGGUUGGUUGUGUGCCUCUAGGUGGGCCACCCUUUCCCCGCCGCCAAGCAACCAAGCGGGGCUCAGGGGGUGCGGGUGGCGGGCGAAUCUCCCUUGCGCAGAGGCCCAGUCUGGCCUUCGCGCGCCCCCUGCUGGCCUGCGUGGAGUUCCCUCGGCUCAGCGGCAACGGCCGAAUCUCAGACCCGGGAAAACCCUACCGGGGAAACCUCGAGGUGUGACGUCACCCUCGUCGGUGACGUCACCGCCCCCGGGGAGUGUGGGGGUUCCGGCAAAGGAGGCAUCCCCGGGACUGCACAGGGCACCGGCAGGGAAGUCGUCGGGGGCUGCAGCGCGCCUUCACCGCGCCUUAUGUCUGUCCCAUAGGUCCCGCGCGGCCCCGGGUGAGGCCUGCCCGCUCGCCCGCCGGCACCAUGGGAAGGAGCGGGCACCGGUACUGCUGCCCCCCGCCGGCGCGCGCAGGACUUGAGCCUCGCCGCAGGCAGCCCCCUGCCGCAGGUCCCCAAGUGACGCUGGCGGCUCUUGGGAGCGUGGCGCGGGCCCGGGGCCACGUAGAGGAGCCCAGUGUCCAGUGAAGCUGCCGAGGACCCGCCGCCCGCGCCGCCGCCAUGGUUAUGUCCCAGGGCACCUACACGUUCCUAACGUGCUUCGCUGGUUUCUGGCUUAUCUGGGGGCUCAUCGUCCUCCUGUGCUGCUUCUGCAGCUUCCUGCGCCGCCGCCUUAAACGGCGCCAGGAGGAGCGACUGCGUGAGCAGAACCUGCGCGUCCUCGAGUUGGAGCCCCUCGAGCUCGAGGGCAGCCUGGCCGGGAGCCCCCCGGGCCUCGCGCCUCCGCCACCACCGCACCGCGGCCGCCUGGAAGCGCCGGCGCACGCGCACCAACACGUGCACGUGCACCCGCUGCUGCAUCACGGGCCGGCACAGCCCCACGCGCAUCCGCACGCACACCACCACGCACUGCCGCACCCGCAGCCGCCGCACCUCUCCGUUCCGCCCCGGCCCUGGAGCUACCCGCGCCAAGAAUCGGACAUGUCCAAGCCUCCGUGCUACGAAGAGGCGGUGCUGAUGGCCGAGCCGCCGCCGCCCUACAGUGAGGUGCUCACGGACACCCGCGGCCUCUACCGCAAGAUCGUCACGCCCUUUCUGAGCCGCCGCGACAGCGCAGAGAAACAGGAGCAGCCGCCGCCCAGUUAUAAGCCGCUGUUCCUGGACCGAGGCUACACGUCGGCGCUGCACCUGCCCAGCGCCCCGCGGCCCGCGGCGCCCUGCCCUGCGCUCUGCCUGCAGGCGGACCGAGGCCGCCGGGUCUUCCCCAGCUGGACCGACUCGGAGCUCAGCAGCCGCGAGCCGCUGGAGCCCGGAGCUUGGCGCCUGCCGGUCUCCAUCCCCUUGUUUGGGAGGACUACAGCCGUAUAGAGGGGUGCCUGGCGACCCGAGCCCCAACAGUAGACUCCUGGCCUGACUGAGAGGCUUUUUAAAUACUUCCCUUGGACUGCGGGGGGUGGGAGGGAUUUCUUAUCCCAUUUGUUACAUUUUGAGGAUAAUAAAGGUGUGUGAUCUGGUUUGGUACAA
Molecule: messenger RNA, 8824 nt
Organism: Myotis daubentonii (Daubenton's bat)
Lineage: Eukaryota; Metazoa; Chordata; Mammalia; Chiroptera; Vespertilionidae
Gene: PRR7
Product: proline rich 7, synaptic
Source: RefSeq, a predicted model, not a curated record